AUGCCAAUCCUUGGCAUCGGUAUCGAUAUUCUGUACCUUCCGCGUCUCAUCAGUCUAUUGAGUCGAAGGGGAUCCAAAGCUUUUGCUACAAAAAUUUUAAGCUCCCAGGAGUUACGAACAUUUCAGUUGCUCGCAGAACAGCAUGGAGAAGAUAAGACAGGAAGGAUUACACAAUUUCUGGGUGUGCGAUGGGCGGUGAAAGAAGCUGCGUACAAAGCCUUAUAUCCCAUCCGUCCUACCUGGAAGGAGGUCACAUACUCGUCAUUCAAUGGAGCUACUGGCGUGAAACCAACACUUGUGUACCGUCCCGUCAACGAUGAUGUUGGACCAGCAAAUAAAUUGCAUGUUUCAGUGAGCCACGACGGAGAUUACGUCUACGCGCAGGUUAUCGCGGAGUCGACGUGA
Molecule: messenger RNA, 405 nt
Organism: Suillus subaureus
Lineage: Eukaryota; Fungi; Basidiomycota; Agaricomycetes; Boletales; Suillaceae
Product: 4'-phosphopantetheinyl transferase
Exons: 2
Coding region: 1-405 (134 amino acids)
Biological process (GO): fatty acid biosynthetic process
Molecular function (GO): holo-[acyl-carrier-protein] synthase activity; magnesium ion binding
Source: RefSeq, a predicted model, not a curated record